Adineta ricciae is the source of this 1020-nucleotide messenger RNA. NCBI's taxonomy places the organism in Eukaryota, Metazoa, Rotifera, Eurotatoria, Adinetida, Adinetidae. The record is from the annotation of a GenBank genome assembly.
AUGGGUAGAAAACCUGUUGACCCUUUCGUUCGGGCCCAGAUAGUGGCCCUUCAUAAUGCUGGUUUUAAACAGGUCGAUAUUUCAACACAUCUCGGAAAAUCUCGAUGUUGUGUCCAAAAUGCUAUCACAAAAUUCAAGAAUCAUGGUCAUUAUAAUGAUAUGAAACGUUCAGGGCGUCCAAAAAAAAUUACUGGUAGUGAUAUUUGUUAUUUGAAGAGACUGGUUCGUGGUGAUGUUCGUCUCAGUGCAAGCAAGGUCACAUCUGAAUUAAAUAUUAGCUUAUCAAAUCCAGUCUCGGUGGUGUCAGUACGUCGGUAUCUCAAGGAUUUAGGCUAUGAAUACGUUGUGAAGUUGAAAAAGCAAUGGUUAAGUGCCAAACACCGACAGCGACGUAUUGCCUGGUGUAAGCAGUAUUCAAGUUGGACAUGUGAUGAUUGGCGAAAGGUGAUUUUUUCUGACGAAUCGACAUUUUAUGUUUUAAAACGAAAAAAUCUAUGCAAAAUACGGCGUUUAGACAAAGAAAAGCUUCUUCCAGAAUGUUUGGAACAAACUAAUACAGGUGAUGGUGGCAAGGUCGGCAUUUGGGGUGGUAUUUCCGGUAAUGGCAUAACAGUAGCAAAGAUUUACACGGAAAAUAUGAAUAGUAAUUUAUACUGUGAUGUAUUGCAACAUGAAUUAAAGCAAUCUAUUCAAAAAAUUCGAAAGAAAAAUAAAAUAAUCUUUCAACAGGACUUCGCUCCUUGGCAUACCUCGAAAAUUGUUAAGCAAAGAAUUCGUCAAAUGAAGCUGAAUGUACUUGACUGGGCUUCGAAAAGCCCAGAUCUAAAUCCAAUUGAGAUGCUUUGGUCAAUUCUUGAUAAAAAAUUAGCUGCAAAACCAAUUUAUUCAAGAACAGCCUUGAAGGAACGUUUAGAAGAAGAAUGGAACAAUAUUGAUCAGGAUUUAUGUAUCAAAUUGGUCGAAUCAAUGCCUGAACGUAUUCAAAAGUGUUUAGCUGCGAAAGGUGGACACUUCUUAUGA